AUGGUGGGCUGCGGUUUCGGACUCUGUAAAGUCCGUGCGUGGAAAAGAGGGGGCCGAUUUGGCAUUGCCUCGCCCUUAUGUUUUCUCAUCUGUUGUGCCCUGCUGUUAGCCAUUCUGUUUUUUGAUUCCAUUGAGUUUUGGGCCACUUCCCUGGGCAUGAGCCACACAGGACCUGCCCAUGGGGGGGUCCUACCUCAAAGCAUACCCCCCACUCGCCCUGAGGAGUACCUCCUCAUGCCCAGUCCCCUUGUCUGCCAGCGUGCCAAACCCUACCUCAUCACUCUGGUGACCUCAGCCCCAGCCAAUCAGAGGGCUCGCCAGGCCAUCCGGGACACUUGGGGCGGGGAGAUCCAGGUCCGAGGCCACCGGGUUCUGACUCUUUUCAUGGUGGGCCAGGCUUCCGACCCUGUUCUGGCCAAAGAGUUAAUACAGGAGGCCCGAGAGCGAGGAGAUCUGAUCCAGGGACGAUUCCAGGACACCUAUGCUAACCUGACUCUGAAGACUCUCUCUAUGCUGGGCUGGGCACGGCGCUUCUGCUCUCAGACUCGCUUUCUGGCUAAAGUAGAUGACGAUGUCCUGUUCAACCCUGCUGCCUUGCUUCGGUACCUGAACCACAGCCAAGGGGAACCCGUGAACAAUAAAGUAGACCUCUACCUUGGGCGUGUCCACAUGCAAGUGAUGCCAGAUCGAAACCCCAACAGCAAACACUACCUCUCCGAAUCAGCUUUCAGAGGGACUGUGUUUCCCGACUACUGCAGUGGAACAGCUUACGUGCUUUCUCGGUCGGCCGUGUUAAAAAUCUCAUUAGCUGCGGCCGCCACAGCUUUGCCCAAGCCGCUGCCUCCUGAAGAUGUGUUUGUAGGUCUGUGUGCCCACAUGGCUGGCAUCACGCCAACCCACUGCCCCCUUUUCUCAGGCGGACCUGCUGUGCCCUAUGGACGCUGCUGUUACCAGACCAUGGUGUCUGUCCAUCACAUCAUGCCCAGGGAGAUGUUACAUUUCUGGGAAGAUGUCCACAACUCAGCUCCCUGCUCCUGGUUGGGUGUGCGGGUCUCUCUGGGUUUCUGCAAGGUGAAAGCAUUUGUGAGAAACCUGUUAUAUAGAUAG
Messenger RNA from Chanos chanos (milkfish), 1107 nucleotides. It is a transcript of the gene b3galt4, whose product is annotated as UDP-Gal:betaGlcNAc beta 1,3-galactosyltransferase, polypeptide 4. Lineage: Eukaryota; Metazoa; Chordata; Actinopteri; Gonorynchiformes; Chanidae. The transcript has a single exon. Bases 1 to 1107 code for a protein of 368 amino acids. The record is from RefSeq and is a predicted model, not a curated record. Gene Ontology annotation, biological process: protein O-linked glycosylation. Gene Ontology annotation, cellular component: Golgi membrane. Gene Ontology annotation, molecular function: hexosyltransferase activity.